AUGUUGGAGGCUGUGAUUUAAUUGAAAGAGAAAGAGUUGAAAUAGUACUAAGAGAAGAAAGAAACUUUGAAGAAGGAUUUGGAAGUAACAAAUUUGUAAGUAGUGGAAGUGAAGAAAUAGUUGAAUAAAAAAAAACAAUAAAAAUCAUUAGUAACAGAUCCUAAUGAGGUAGAAGUAACUGAAGAUGCAUUAUCUUAAUAAAUAAAUAGUUUAAAUACUAAAAACCUGAAUUUAAAGGAUGAUUUGCAGAAGUUGGUGUAAUCACAGAGUCAACCAAUAUUCUAAACCUUGUAAUAGAUUGAAGGAACUAAGACUCAAUUAGAAGAAUUACAAUCAACAAUUAAAGAAAAAGAUAAGAAAUUAGAUAUAUUGGAGUAAUAAUUAUAAUAAUUAUCUAUGCAUCAAUCCAGAGUGACUAUUCAACCAACUUUUUAUUUUGAUGAUGAUCCAUUGUUAUUGGAAUUGUAAGAUAAAUUUACAAAAGAAAGUGAGAUGUUAGAUGAUCUAUAAUCGAAAUUAAAGAGAACUGCUGAAAGACAUCAUGAAUUAGCUAUUAAAUUAUAGGAUUGGGCAGAAAAAGAGCAUAAAUUAGCAAUAGAAUUAGAUUAAAGAAGGUAAUCAGUCGAGAAAAUAGAAAAAGAAUUAGAGGUAUUAUUUUAGAAGCAAUCAGAUUUAGAUAGUGAUAAAGUUAAUAUUCUAUAAAGGAUAUACUAAUUAGAUUUGGACAAUUAGGAGUUAAAUGAAUAAGAAAUAGUUUCGAGGAAUAGAAUUAAGGAAAAGAAAGACUAUGUUUAAGUGUUAUUCAAGAAUUUAGUAGAAAUGGAUGAGAAGAUGUUAUAAUUGAGGAAUAGGAUGGCUGUUUAUUCACGAGAAGGUAGACAAUUAACAGAAUAGGUGGAGAAUUUAGAGAAUGAGAAAGAAAUGAAAUAAGAAAGCUUGUAAGUUCGAUUUAAGAGGAAUUGGAAAGUUUGGAAUUAGAAAAAGGAGAAAAAUAACAUAUGA
Molecule: messenger RNA, 1002 nt
Organism: Paramecium tetraurelia
Lineage: Eukaryota; Ciliophora; Oligohymenophorea; Peniculida; Parameciidae
Exons: 1
Source: RefSeq, a predicted model, not a curated record